Messenger RNA from Parathielavia appendiculata, 929 nucleotides. Its product is annotated as CS-domain-containing protein. The record is from RefSeq and is a predicted model, not a curated record. Bases 1 to 570 code for a protein of 189 amino acids. Gene Ontology annotation, cellular component: cytoplasm. Gene Ontology annotation, biological process: protein folding. The transcript has 3 exons. NCBI's taxonomy places the organism in Eukaryota, Fungi, Ascomycota, Sordariomycetes, Sordariales, Chaetomiaceae.
AUGGCCGACGACAAGGAACUCACACCCGCCGAGGAGGCUGCCGCGCGCGCCAAGGAGAAGGCCGAACAGGACGCUCUGCCCUACAAGUGGACCCAAACCAUCGGCGACCUCGACAUCACCAUCUCGGUACCGGGCAAUCUCAAGGGGCGUGACAUAGCAGUCGACAUCAAGAAGAACUCCAUCUCGGCGGGAAUCAAGGGGCAAGAACCCAUCCUCAAGGGCACCCUCCCACACGCGAUCCGCACCGACGACAGCACCUGGACGCUCUCGGCGGCGCCCGACAACACCAAGGUGAUCGAGAUCCACCUGGACAAGGUCAACAAGAUGGAGUGGUGGGCGCACGUGGUGACGACGGCGCCCAAGAUCGACGUGACCAAGAUCGUGCCCGAGAACAGCAAGCUGUCGGACCUGGACGGCGAGACGCGCAGCAUGGUGGAGAAGAUGAUGUACGACCAGCGGCAAAAGGAGAUGGGCCUGCCGACGAGCGACGAGCAAAAGAAGCUGGACAUUCUCAAGAAGUUCCAGGAGCAGCACCCCGAGAUGGACUUUAGCAAGGCGAAGAUUAGUUGAAGCGACGUCUGUUGCCUGGUUCGAACCUUGCUGCAUGUAUGUACGUUGGUUGUCGGUGAUGUGGAGUACUUGACCAAACGGCAUUGGGUCCCUUACGCGGAAAGGGGCAGCACAGCGCGAUAUGUUUACGACCGCAAUGAUACACAUGAACUCGGCUUCUAUUGUUCCUAUGGAAAAAUGUGAGGGGUGAAACGAAUCGCCAGGACCAUGGGGUAGUUUGCCAAGGGUCGAGGCGUCAGAGAGCCCAUCCGCUUUUUAUUGGAAUCGCCAGUAAUGUGAAUGCAGAUGGUGAGCUGCAAACCAUCAAUUGUCAGAUAAUUGAGCGUUCCGUUGUCAGCCACCAACUCGAUGGCACUUGG